Messenger RNA from Prorocentrum cordatum, 5546 nucleotides. Lineage: Eukaryota; Dinophyceae; Prorocentrales; Prorocentraceae. The record is from the annotation of a GenBank genome assembly.
CGCCGCGGGGUGGGUGGUGGGCGGCCACGCGCAGAGGGGGGGGGGCGGGGGGCGGCAUGCCGCGGCCGUUCGCGCUGCUGCUGGCGCGGCAGCAGGCCGCCUGCGAGGAGCUGCGGGAUGCGCACGAGGCCGAGGUGAGGGAUCUGCGCACCGAGGUCGCGAGGCUGAAAGACGAGCUGGCUGACGCUCGGUGCCAGGUGACGCGGCGCAGCUCGGCGGCGAGCUGCUCGCCGGCGGGCAGGAGGAGCUCGCGCGGGAGCCCGACCAAGGCCCAGAGGUUCUCCGUCGCCGCCGACCCCAAGGAGCUGCCGCAACCCGCCCCCGUCCUGGUGCAACCCACCGCGGACCAGUCGCAGCAGGUCGCGGGCGCAAUCCUCCCGGAGCCCCCGAAGCGGUCUUCGAAGCUCGGCGAGGAUGGCGCGUCCACGGUGCCGCUCCCUGACGGUUGCAGGCCUGCGAAGCUCGGCGAGGACGGCGCGUCCACGGUGCCGCUCCCCGACGGUUGCAGGCCUCGGAGCGCUGGCGGCGAGGACGGCGCGCCCACGGCGCGGCUCCCGGACGGCUUCAGGUCCUCGAGGAGAGGCGAGGACGGCGCGUCCCUGUCGCCGCACCCAGAGGCAUCCAGGCGCAGGUCGCGGCUGUCGGUGGACAGCCAGGCCGUGUCGGUGCGCCAGGGGAGCUCGAUGACAUGCCCACCUUUCCUGUGGAUGACCAUGACGAUGACCACCAUGAUCGGGGCUCACCUGAGCACAAGUACCCGCGCACAGAGGACGGCAAAGGCGGCAACUCCAGUGGCAAGGGAGUUGCUGGCAUGGCUGCCCGCGCAGCGGGCGCUGUUGGCUCUGCUCUGUUCGGCGGUCGUUGCGAUUCUCAGUGUACUCCUGGCUCGUCACCUGCAGGCGCCCAUCGUGACCCUGCCCAGCCUCCAGUGCAGCAGCCCCAAUAUGAUGAUGACUAUAUCAGGCAUGUCGCAGCAAACGCAGUUGCUGAACAAUUCGGAGAACUACGAUCGGAGCUGGAAUCUUUGGUUGGAUCUACCGUUGCAGAUCAUGGCCACUGUUCGCCCGCACAUCGAUGCCAUUCACCGCGGCCUCCAGUCCAAGAUUGACUCCCUCGGCUCUCAUGUCAACACGCUCUCGAUCGAUGUCGAGAAGCACACUGCAGACAUCGCCGACCUGCGUAAGCAGAUGGAGGAGCUCCGCGGCGAGCUCAUGGUCGCCAAGCGCACCGAGAAGGAGCAUUUCAAAGAGACGCUCAAGGAGGCUGCACGGGAGGUCCGAGACAUGCUCUUCACGCUGAAGGCGGAGAGUGACGAGACGGCGAUCAUCGUGGCCCGCAGCGCACGGCACUCUGCCCCUGGGGUGGACGGCAUCCCCUAUGCCGCAUGGAAUGCCUCUGACUGCUGUGUCGACGUCUUGUGCAACACCCUCGACUGGGUGCUCAGCGGGGGGUCCCUCUUCGAUGCCGCGAGUGUCACGCUGCAGGCCUUCCUGCCCAAGGGUUCUGAGGACGAGGACGAGGCCUCUGGAGGCUGCACGCGGACAGCUGACAAAAUUCGAGUGCUUGGGCUUCGAAACACCGACAUCAAAAUCAUGACCUCUGUUGUCAAUCGCUCGCUCCGUAAAGUGGUCGAGGAGGUGGUUCCCUGCUCACAAAGGGGGUUCGUGGUCGGCCGUAACUUUGGAUACAAUGUGAUCGAACUCGACGGCAUCGGAAGACUUGCUGCAGCCCACCCUCGCUCUGACAUGUACGACCCCCUCCUGAUCUCGUUCGAUUAUGGUCAGGCGUUCCCUAGCCUUUCCCAAGAGUACCUGCUGAUUCUGAUGAAGAAGCUCGGGCUCCCUAGGCCCCUCAUGUGGUUUCUCUCGUGGCUGUACCUCGCUAUUCAAGGGCUGAAGCUGAAGCCCAUGAAGUGCAAAAUUGUCCCGCUCAAGGGGGAGUUCACUGAGUCCCUCCAUUUCCACACCUUGUCCCUGGUCGAGCGCCUGGUCCCUGCCUGGCACGCCUUCGAAGUGGCCUCCCACGUUCUCUACCUGGGCCUCCUGCUGGGCCCCGCCGUCACUGUCGACAUGCAGUGGCUCGCACCGCUACAGAAGCUCAAAUUACGGGCUCGGAUGCAUUCUGGCUACCACUCCUGGACGUGCCGUUGCUCCCAUGGCGCCCUGCUCGUCCGUGGCGUCAUGUUCCCCGAUGACGUUGUCAUGGACUCCCUCGCGGUCUCCGAGCACCCUGAUGGGCUGCCACAGCAAGAUAAGAUCGCUGCAGAGGGCAAGGGCGAUGGAAAGAGCGAGCCGCUGGUGGAUACUGGCCAGGUGGACCUGGAAGCCGAGGGGGCUGAGAAGUGGGGGGCACUAGGUGGUUCACGCCUAGUGAUGGGGGUUCCGCUUCUCGCAGCGAUCGCGGACCCUCGCAAAUGGACCGCCGGUUUCGCCAUCGCUUCUCUGAUCGCGACCGUGACCGCAGGCGACGCGACCCUGCCUCUGACUCGAGCAGCAGCAGCAGCACAGAGCUUCGCCGUCAUCGCGACGCUGAUCGUGCUCUUGCUGCUCCGCGUGGUGGCCAUCGUGGACCAGGCGCUGAAGGGCCUGCUGCACACCUGUCUGCUGAAGAGCAACAGCGUCUGGCUCAGGCGUAUGACAUCGCGCCCACCUUUCCCGAGCAAGAAACUCAUCGUCGGGAACGCCCUGCUGGCCGCGACCCUCUCCAAGGCGCUGCUGACCCAUGGCGUGCUGCUGGCUUUCGGUGCCUGGCGGCGCAUCUCUGCCGCCACCGUCGCCGGCGGCAAUGACAGCCUCUACAUCAACGCGAACAAGAGCCCGAAGCAAGUCAGGAAGGACCCGAAGAGCCCGCCGAGCUGGCCUGGCCCCCCCACCGCGGCCGCGCAGCUGGGCAUCGACAUUAACGCCGCCACCGCCAGCUUCAGGAGGCGGCUGCCAUGGGAGGUGGAUCUUCAUGGCUCCCAGGAGCUCAAGACCACCACCUGGAACGCACGCGGGCCGCGCUGCUGGAGCCACAAGCGCCGCAGGAUGAAGUUCGACCAGCUGAAGCGCAUGCUCUCCUCUAGGCACAUUGCCGCGACUCCGGAGGCCCACGGUGGCAGGCUCACGCUGGAGGCACUCCUCGACCAGACUUACAUUCAUUUAGACUUAUUCCACUCGGGCUUCGAGACCAGCAACGUCAGAAGGACGUCACGAGCCGAACCUGUCUGGCGCAACCUGUUCGGCACGGGCAUGCUGGAGAUCGAGAGCCCGCUGCCCACCCGCUAUUCUCGGGCUACAGAGUCGCUCAGCACCAUCGAUAGGCGCCAAAGCUCUCGGACUGGGGUCACUCUGAUCAUGCUCAGCUGGUUCUACGGCUGGCUCCGAGACAAGGUACCCGGCGCUGAUCUCCGUUCUACCCCGAGCUACAUCUUCCGCGAGAGGAGCUUCAAGAUCAUCCUUCAGAACUGCAUCGACUGCGCCAACUUGGACCAGAUGGAGAUCAACUCGAAAUUGAUGCGCCUCGCAGAACUGAUGCGCGCGGAUCAUCGCACUGCGCGCCGCUCGACUGGCAGCGUCGACCUGGCGCGCCGUUCCCCGGGCAUUUCGCAGCGCGGCAUGGUCUACAUCACCGAGCAUGAGCAGUUCCGCAACUACACUUACGACGCCGACCAGCGGCGCUUCCACCAGAUGAACCUCAACGUUGCGCAGGCGGGAGCGCAGACAGCGGAGCGGGAGCCCGUCGCCAUGGCGCAGCACAUCAGGGACUAUUGGGAGCCGAUCUUUGCGGGGGCCACCUCGAGGAACAGCGGGGGCCCGCGCUCCAACGCCAGCGAGACGGAGCACUUCGCUCUGGAGCCUUGCGGCGGGCCGCUGCAGGCCAGCGGCCAGCGGCGCGCAGCGUGCUGGAAAGAUGCCCGCAGCGUCGCCCAGCUCUACUCCAUCCUCUUUGUCACAGUACCAGGCAGGAUGCACCACCAGACGGGUGCGGAGACCGGUUCCGAGCGGACUCUGGUCGGCGUUGCUGCGCCACCGGCGAGCCCGCGCCGGGAGGGCUGCGGCGACCAGCAGGGCGCGUUCGCACUGGUGCUAUGCGACAGCCUGCUCACCGGGCACCAGAGCUGUGGGAUCAAGGCCCACCGGCUCGAGGACGGCGGCGCCAGCAUGAGGGCCUGCCUCUGCAUCGCCAGCGGCGGCGCGCUGAUCAUGCCCGGCGGGGGGCAGUGCCGCGAGUCGGCCAUCGGGCUGGCCAUCCGGGCGCUGGACGGGGGCGAGGCGGCGGCCCACGGGCAGUGUGGCGUGGACCCAGUGGUGCGCAUCGUGGCCCUGCGCGCCGACAUGAGCACGGCCAGGUGCCGCGGGGACAGGGAGAGGUUCCCGCUGGUCGUGCAGGACAGGGCCAAGUCGCGGCUGAUCUCGGACACCGAGACGCCCUGGACGAUCUGCGACCUGGAGGACGUCGUGCAGCAGCGGCCCGGCAGGAGGCGGCUGCCGGAGCUCGAGGCGUGCCCGCUGCGGCACCCGCGGGGCAUCUACGGGGAGCGAGGCGACACGCUGCACUUCCGCAGGGACAUCGCGGUGCCCGCCGGAGACGAGCUGCUGAAGGCCGUCCGGCGAACAGCCUUGGCGCGCUACGGCGCCGGCCUCGCCCCGGGCGCCUCCAUCCUGCUGGUGCUGGCGGCGGGCUGGAACGUCGACGGCAGCGCGUUCCACAGGGUCGACCGGCGGGGCCACGCCUGGCGGAAGGCCGAGCUGGUGGCCACCGCCGAGCUCUGUGCGCUGAACGGCCACCGCCUGUCGGCCCUGCUGGAGAAGAUGCGCGAGCUCGCCCGGCGCGCGGCCGCGAUGGGCGUACGGGCGGCGGAGCAGCGGCUCAUCUAUGCGGGCGCGCAGCUCGAGGAGCGCGCGAGCGCCGCCUGGAGGGCGCGUUUCGCCGGCUGCGGGGACGUGUCGAUCGCGCUCGGGCUGGCCUCCAUGCCCGACGGCACGCCCCUCACGCUGGAGCACCACGGCCUUCAGAAGGGCUCCGUCGUCAACAUCGUACGGCACGCCGCGCCCGCCUCCCCCAGCGGCGCGCCGCCACCGGCCGCCGCCGCUGCCGCCGCAGCCGGCCGCCCCAGUGGUGCAGCGGCGGCGCCCGCGCGUGCGGAGCCCUGCGCCGCCGCGCCAGCGGCCGGCGGCGGGAGCACCGCCGGGCAGGCGCCCCCCGGCUCCGGCCUUGCAGAGGGGCUGAUGGCGUGCUCCGACCUGGAGUUGCUGAUGCUGCUGCGGCCGGUCAUGCGCCAGCGGCCCGCCUUGCUGGCGGCGCUGCUGGCGGACGACCCCCAGCUGCCGGAUACUGCCGUGGCCGCCCCGCGGACUGCGCGGGCGGCGGCGCCCUUCGGCCUGGGCAGCGCGGUGACCGUGUGGUCGAACUCGGCCAACCGGUGGUUCCCGGGAGAGGUGGUGGCCGUUGCGGAGUCGUCCCACGACCGGAUACCGCAGGGCUCGGUGGAGGUGUCGUUCGAGCUGGGCCGGAAGUGGGUCGCCCCCACCGACCUCGGAAGGUUCCUGCGGCCCGCCAGCUGA